Messenger RNA from Monopterus albus (swamp eel), 3480 nucleotides. RefSeq names its product zinc finger and BTB domain containing 44 (gene zbtb44). Bases 34 to 2052 code for a protein of 672 amino acids. Gene Ontology annotation, biological process: regulation of transcription by RNA polymerase II. Gene Ontology annotation, molecular function: protein binding; RNA polymerase II cis-regulatory region sequence-specific DNA binding; DNA-binding transcription factor activity, RNA polymerase II-specific. The transcript is spliced from 5 exons. The record is from RefSeq and is a predicted model, not a curated record. Lineage: Eukaryota; Metazoa; Chordata; Actinopteri; Synbranchiformes; Synbranchidae.
AUUUCCUGUGCAGAGUCAGAAAUUGACUCCAACAUGGGGCUCAAAACCUUCACCCACAGUUCAACCUCUCAUAGCCAGGAGAUGCUGGAAAAGCUAAACGCUUUACGCAAUGAAGGUCACUUAUGUGAUGUCACCAUCCGGGUCCAAGACAAGCUUUUCCAGGCCCACAAAGUGGUUCUUGCCUGCUGCAGUGAAUUCUUCCGCUCCAAACUGGUGGGCCGACCGGAGGAGGAGGACAAGUUUGUUUUGGACCUUCAUCAUGUGACUGUCAGUGGCUUUGCUCCUUUGUUGGAAUAUGCGUACACAUCUACCCUCUCCAUCAGCACAGAGAAUAUCAUCGAUGUCCUGGCAGCUGCAAGUUAUAUGCAGAUGUUUGCUGUGGCAAGCACGUGUUCAGAGUUCAUGAAGUCAAGUAUUCUGUGGAGCCCAGGUAACAACAACAACAAUAACAACAAUAUGACAUCAGAUAAACCACAUGAAUCAGCACAAGAGAGUGCCUCAUCAAACUGUGCCCUGACACCACUGGACGGCAGUGUGUCACCUGUGUCAUCAGACUGUAGCGUGAUGGAAAGAAAUGUUCCUAUAUGCCGUGAAUCUCGACGAAAACGCAAGAGUUUUGUAACAGUGGCAUCACCUGAGAGCCCUCUCAAAUGCACUACACAGAUGGUCACCACCUCCCCUCAGAUCCCCAACCCAUCCCCUUCAUUCUCAGACAGCACAGCCCAGCCUGUGGAGUCUUCCCUGGCGUUUCCAUGGACAUUCCCAUUUGGUAUUGACCGUAGGUUCCAUUCAGACAAAUCAAAACUCUCUGAGAGCCCUCGAUGUUUAGAGCAGGGCACUCCAGGGACCUCAGAGGUGGUGGUCAGCCGACGGCUGAGCGACUACCUGACAUGUGAAAGCUCCAAAGUGGUGUCGUCACCAGUGCAAGCAGAAGAGGAAGAUGUGAGGGUGAAGGUGGAGCGUCUCAGUGAUGAGGAGGUCCAGGAGGCAUCUUCUCAACCGGUCAGUGCCUCCCAGAGCUCACUGAGUGACCAGCAGACGGUGCCAGGGAGUGAACAAGUCCAGGAGGAGCUCCUCAUUAGUCCGCAGUCCUCCUCUAUAGGGUCGAUGGAUGAGGGCGUGUCUGAGGGCUUGCCUUCUAUGCAGAGCACCUCUAAUGCCGGAGGACAUGCAGAAGAUGAUGAAAGGUUGGAAGGUAUUCAGUAUCCGUACCACCUCUAUAUCAGCCCCUCAGCCCGGCCUGGCACCAAUGGCCCUGACCGGCCCUUUCAAUGUCCAACCUGUGGAGUCAGAUUCACGCGCAUUCAAAAUCUGAAGCAACACAUGCUCAUACACUCUGGCAUUAAGCCUUUCCAGUGUGACCGCUGUGGGAAAAAGUUCACACGGGCGUACUCCCUAAAGAUGCAUCGGCUAAAGCACGAAGGUAAACGCUGUUUCCGGUGCCAGAUUUGUAGCGCCACAUUCACGUCCUUCGGUGAAUAUAAGCACCACAUGAGAGUCUCCCGACACAUAAUCCGCAAGCCGCGGAUUUACGAGUGCAAAACGUGUGGCGCCAUGUUCACCAACUCUGGCAAUUUAAUUGUACACCUGAGGAGUCUGAACCAUGAGGCAUCUGAACUAGCAAACUACUUCCAGAGCAGUGAUUUCCUCGUACCCGACUACCUGAGCCAGGUACAGGAGGAGGAGGAGGCGCUGGGAGUCCAGUAUGAGUUGGAGGAGUCCCAGCAUCACCCUGUCUACCUGGGCAGUACCUCCACCUCCACCACCACUGCUGCCUCAUCCUCCUCCUCAGUCCAGAUGCCUGUCAUCUCCCAGGUCUCCUCCUCUACCCAGAAUUGCGAGAGUUCCUCCGGCUUCCUUUCACCCGAGCCCCUGGAUUCCCUUGAAGCCCCGGCCUCCCUCAAGGUGGACGCUGACGAGACGGCAGCCAUGACAGAGGAGAUCAAGAUGGACAACAGUGUAGGAGGCAGUUCCCCAGAGAUGUUUGAAGAAGAGCAACAGCAACAACAGCAUGCCCAGGUCAAGGAGCUGGCUUCCAUUACCAUAGAAUGAUUCAAGUCUUCUACUGGCCUACUGUCUUAUUUUAACAUCAUGUCAUAUGGGAAUAUCUGUUGGAACGCCUUGACAGCUAAAAAGGACAACUUGGAUGUGUGCACAUGUUGAAACUCAAACAUGUGAAGCCAUCAAGACGCUGUGAUUGAAAUUACCUGAAGACUUCAGUUGCCUUGAUGUUUUCCACAUGCAACACAGCUGCACUUAUGUUAGUUAGUUUUUCACCAAGUCAGAUCCAGCAAAGUAUAUAAUUUUCUUUGUUUUUUUGUAAUGGUCAUAUAAUUUCCUAAGCAUGACUGAAGCAAUUAUCUUGUUUGUGGACUGAGCUGUAAGUGGAUAAGGUUCAGUCCCUACCCAAACCCAAGUUUCAAAGUAUUGUUUGUCACCAAGAUUAGCAUGCCAACAGUUGUUGUUGUUGUUUUGUUUUUUGUUUGUUUGUAACUUUUAGGAAGGUUGCUUUUCCCCCCAUUUGACUUGAAUGCAGCACUAACUUAAGUCAUUUUUGUCUUUGCCAGUUUGAGGUCUGUUGUCCAAACAUUGCUCUAUUUUUGGAAAGUGCCUGAGAGUUCCCAUUUUAACAAAGUAACGUGUAGAGGUUGAAGAGAUCUUGACUUUGCAACAGUGGCAAUUCAAGAUUUCAUAAACUGAGCUGCAGAAAAAAACUUUUCAUUUGCAGUGAUAAUGCUAGUUUGUAUGGGCAGAGACUGUGUUAUUCCUUCAGUGCCAUCGCUAUAGGCAAACUGUUAAUUGUCAAUAUUAUCUAUAUUGAAAUAGCUUGUACUGUAGUUUUACUAUUUGAAUGCUGUGUAUGUUGGGUGUUGUGAAAUAUGAUAUGUCAGGCGUGUGUAUGUGCAUUUCCUUUUAUCAAUAUGAACAUAGAACUUUUCAUUUUUUAAAGGUUUAAAACUUGAAAUUAUAUCCACAGAGUAUUCCCUUAAGAUGCUUGUGCAGUAUCAGUUUUUUUGACCUAUUACAAGUUUUCUAUUUUUAAUGAACACUUGAUAGAUCAAACCUGAUCUAGGAGUUUAGAAAAAUCCAAAUAAGAAAGUAUGACUAAAAUUUCGAACCAGUUAGGUUUUCUCACAGUUGUGUCAUUAUAGCCUCAAAUGGGCUCGAAGAUAAGGCCAUUUAGCUUUUCAUCCUAGCUGAAGUUAGGUCUGCUUGUCAAGUGGCAGUUUUUCAGUCCUAAUCACAGUUUGUGUUGUAGGUAUUGGUAUCUGACAUGGCUUUCAAAUUAUGGUUGUGCUGCUUUACCAACAGGUAAACAUGUUCUUAAAUGUUGCAUGAUCGUUGAAGUGAUGUUUCACUUAGUCACUUCAGAAAAUAUUCAAACCGCUUCGCUUUUUGCACACUUAUAAAUGGAUGAAAUUUCCUUUUUUUUUCAUUUUAUUUGUCAUCAGUAAAGACAAAAGAAAAACAUGUUUUCAG